Coffea eugenioides is the source of this 729-nucleotide messenger RNA. RefSeq lists its product as uncharacterized. The coding region runs from base 1 to 729 and encodes 242 amino acids. The transcript is spliced from 2 exons. The record is from RefSeq and is a predicted model, not a curated record. Gene Ontology annotation, molecular function: protein dimerization activity; DNA binding. Lineage: Eukaryota; Viridiplantae; Streptophyta; Magnoliopsida; Gentianales; Rubiaceae.
AUGGUGGCAAUGGCUACCAAUUCAGAAGAGGAGAAUCGGGGGAAGGAAGACAAGAAAAACAAGCGCAUUCAUCCUACCAUGAGAGCCAAAAAGCAGAGUUUCAGGAAAAGAAAAGACUGUGUUCUGAAGAAAAGUAUGGAACUCUCUGUUCUUUGUGAUAUCAAGGUUUGUGCUAUUGUCAUUGAUGCAAACGGGAAGGUUGAAACUUGGCCAGAAAACAAAGAUGAUCUGAUGAAAAUUGCUAAGUUGUACAAGGAUUCUCUUGAUAGGAAAGAUGGCUGUGAUAAGAAGAGGGUUGUUGAAAUUGAAUGCGGGCAGGAGGCUACCUCAGAAGCUGCUGAUCAGCAUCAGAUCAUUUUGCAUCCGCAGCAUGAAUGGGAAGAUACUGAAAAUGGGAAGGAGGCUAACUCAGAAGUUGCCGGUCGUCAGCUUAUUUCACAUUCCCAGCACGAACCAGAAGAAAUUGAUAGUUCCAUCGAGGGAUCAUCAGCGGACGAAUUCUUGAGUGACAUCAAUGACCCAAUGAAUGAUAACAUGCCUGCUGCACUGGUUGCGCGUGACGACGAACAAGCAAUGGAACCAGGAAUUGUGGAUGAUCAGAUCAAUCCCUGGUAUUCCUUUGAUGAUCGGCAAAACAUUGACGAGUGGCUCAACGCACUGCUAAACUGGAACAGUUUUGAACAGGAUGCUCUAGUGCUUGAUACACUUGAUACAAGAUUUUUGGUGUAA